Callorhinchus milii (elephant shark) is the source of this 5461-nucleotide messenger RNA. It is a transcript of the gene smc5, whose product is annotated as structural maintenance of chromosomes 5. The record is from RefSeq and is a predicted model, not a curated record. The coding region runs from base 132 to 3377 and encodes 1081 amino acids. NCBI's taxonomy places the organism in Eukaryota, Metazoa, Chordata, Chondrichthyes, Chimaeriformes, Callorhinchidae. Gene Ontology annotation, molecular function: ATP hydrolysis activity; ATP binding. Gene Ontology annotation, cellular component: Smc5-Smc6 complex. Gene Ontology annotation, biological process: double-strand break repair via homologous recombination. The transcript has 24 exons.
GUGGUGACGUCGGUCCGGCGUUCUGGGCGGGUCUUGGGCUCGUUCUGGGCGGGUUUCGGGCUACUUUGGGGGCCUGAUUGGGCUGGUUUUGGGCUACAGGCCGCGCUGAUCGCUGGCCUCAAGGCGCGAAGAUGGCGGCGGCGAAGCGCAGGUUCCCGGGUCCGGGGGAGUCGAAGGCGAAGAGGGCGGCCGUCAGCGGCCCUCGGGAGGCCGCCCCGCACCCGCACCCGCACCCGCCGCCAGGACACUUCGUGGAGGGGUCGAUCGUCAGGAUCAAAAUGGACAAAUUCCUAACGUAUGAUUCCUGUGAAAUCCAUCCUGGGCCCAAUUUGAAUGUGAUCGUAGGUGCUAAUGGCACUGGGAAGUCCAGUAUAGUCUGUGCUAUCUGCUUGGGAUUAGCGGGAAGAACCUCCGUUAUAGGCAGAGGAGAUAAGGUUGGCCUUUAUGUGAAGCGUGGAUUUGACAAAGGAUCUAUUGAACUAGAACUUUGUUCCUUUUACAGUUACAAACCUCCUCACAACCUUAUUAUUAGUCGAGAGAUUUCUGUGUCAAACAAUCAAUCCACGUGGCAGAUAAACGGAGAGCAUGCGACCCAGAAAAUGGUGGAAGAACAAACCUCUGCUUUAAGCAUCCAAGUGAGCAAUCUCUGCCAGUUCCUACCUCAGGAGAAAGUUGGAGAGUUUGCCAAAAUGUCAAAAGUUGAACUGCUGGAAGCAACAGAGAAAUCGGUUGGUCCACCAGAUAUGUACAAAUUUCACAGUGAUUUGAAACAUUAUCACGAGAAGGAGAAGAAACUUGAGAAAAUGUGUAAAGAUAAAAAGGCUGCCUUGGAGAACAUGGAGAAAAUGAAUGACCGCAAUGAGAAAGAUGUUCAACGAUACUAUGAAAAACAACGGCAUUUAGAUAAAAUAAAGAUAUUGGAAAGAAAACGCCCUUGGGUGGAAUAUGAGGCUGCUCGCCAGCAGCAUGAGGAAGUGAAGCAUCUCCGCGAUCAACUGAAGCAAGAAUUGAAAGGACUAAAAGAAGCUCAGGCUCCUAUGACUAGAAGAAUUCAGGCAAUUGAGAGGCAGUGUAAACAACAGGAAUACAAAAUAAACGAAAAGGGGACAGAAAUUAAGGAGACUGCACGGAACUAUAAACAAAAGCAAGAUUUAUUAGAACGCAAGGACAAAGAGGUUGAAGAGGUCGAACAAAAUUUGAGAAUGAAAAAGGAGGAGGAAGCUGACCGCCAGAAAAGAAUAAGCAACACAAAGAAAAUGAUAGAAGACUGGGAAAAUGAACUGAAGGCAUCGGGGAACGAUGAUAAUGUACAGCCUGAGCUAGACAGCAUCAGCAGAUCCCUUCGAAAGGUUCAAGAGGAAAGGGGAGCCAUUGAUGGUGAAAAAGCCGAUCUGCGAAGGGACAAAGAAAACCUAGAAAGAGAAAAGAAGAGAAUUACAAAUCACCUCAAGAGACUUGAAGACAUGAUGAAUAUUAAAGAAACAAGGCUUCGUGAUAGGUUCAGAGACACAUACAACGCUAUUUUGUGGUUGAGAGAGAACAAGGAUAAAUUUAAAGGACGCAUCUUUGAACCCAUAAUGCUGGAGCUUAAUAUGAAGGAUUCAAGAAACGCUAAAUACAUUGAAAAUCACAUUCCAAUGAAUGAUCUGAGGGCCUUUGUCUGUGAGAAUCAGACUGAUAUGGAAAUAUUCCUUCACGAGGUUCGUGAUAAACAGAGGCUUAAAGUAAAUGCAGUGUGUGCUCCUUCUAAUUCAGCUGCCAAAAGACCACCCUCAAGACCCAUUCAAGGCCUUCAACAUUAUGGCUUUGUAUCUUAUCUUCGAGAACUGAUAGAUGCUCCUGCACCUGUAAUGAGUUAUCUGUGUGAUCAGCACAGAGUUCAUGAUGUUCCUAUAGGGACUGGAAAGACCAAAACAAUGAUUGAACAGGUAAUAAGAGAAACUGACUUGCGGCAGAUUUACACUGCGGAAGAGAGGUACACUAUAAGGAGGUCCUAUUAUUCCAACAAAAUGAUUUCCAGCAAUACAGCACUAAGGGAAGCACAAUUUCUCACUGUUAAAGUGGAUGCAGAUGAAAGGAGGCAGUUGGAUGAUCAACUCAGGGAAAUAAAUACAAAGUUGGAAGCCACAGAAUCGCGCAUUGUUGAUUUAACAGAGACACAGAAACGUCUUGAGCAUGAAGAUAACAAUCUACGAGGGAAAAAAAAGGAAUUGCAAGAUUUGAGGGGGAAGAGAAGGCAACUGGAGCAAAAAAUCAGUACAAAACAUGACAGUCUCAAACAGAUGUUGCUGGAUGUUAUUAACCUUCCCAAUGAACAACAAAAAGCAAAUGGAAUAAUUAAGACAAUCUACAGUCAAAAGGCCAAACUAGUAUCUGAAUUAACACAGCAUAUUAAGGACUGCGUUACACUGAACAUGGAGAAGGUUAGCUUGGUUCUUGAAAACGGCACAUUAACAUCGGAGAGGAACCGACUUGAAACUGAGUGCAAAGAAACAACUGCACAACAACAAUUUAAAGAACAACAAUAUGAAGAGCUGGAUGAAAAGAAGCGCAGACUGCUCAACACCUGCAAGGAAUGCAUGAAAGCAGCGAGGCAGAUUUGUAAUCUGGAUGAAAAUGAUAUCCCUCAAGAACUUAUGAGAGCAUUUCAAAGUCUUCCCAACACACUGGAUGAAAUAGAUGCUUCAUUGAGAGAAGAAGAAUCAAGAGUAGCUUGCUUUUCUACCUUAAGUGCUACGAUAGUAGCUGAUUACAAGAAGAGGAAACAAGCCAUAGAAGACCUGGUUGAAGAACUGAAAAGAAAAAAUACAGAAUUAAAAGAUUAUAAGGAGAAUAUCUCGAAGGUAAAGGAAAAGUGGUUAAAUCCUCUGAAGCAGCUUGUAGAACAAAUCAAUGAGAAAUUCAGCGAGCACUUUCGCUCAAUGCAGUGUGCGGGUGAAGUUGACCUGCAUACAGAGAACGAGGAAGAAUACGAUAAAUAUGGAAUCCGAAUUCGAGUGAAGUUCCGCAGCAGUACACAACUUCAUGAACUCACUCAUCACCACCAGAGUGGUGGUGAGCGAAGUGUUUCUACAAUGCUGUAUCUAAUGGCUCUACAGGAAUUAAGCCGAUGCCCCUUUCGUGUUGUAGAUGAAAUCAAUCAGGGAAUGGAUCCAACCAACGAGAGGAGAGUUUUUGAAAUGGUAGUACGAACAGCUUGCCAAGAGAAUACUUCUCAGUACUUCUUUAUCACACCUAAGCUGUUACAGAAUCUAACCUACGAUGACAAUAUGACAGUGCUGUGUGUUUAUAAUGGGUUACACGUGCUUCCACAUGGCAAGUGGAAUAUGAAGGCUUUUCAUAGAAGACGACGGCGAGUACAGGUGCACAACAGGUGAACAACCCCACUUGACUGGACAUUAGUCAAUUAUGUUUACAAAAGGAGCUGCCUUGUAAACAAUAUGGGCAUCUCUAAUUCCUCAUUGGUCUAAGUUCUAGGAACUGGCUUACACUGCUUUCACAGCAGAAGGGAAACAAAAGAAUAAGGAUUUUUUUUCUGCAAUAUCAUCUCGUCUUUCGUCAAGUGUGAAGUUUAACUCGUUAUCCAGAUAUUCUCAUAAAAUCCUGAAUCCAUUCUAGCCUUGUAGGAUUCAGUUUAUGUGUGUGUGAAAGUCCGCACGUUUUUAUAUUUUCUUUUUUAGUGUUUUUAGUCAUUUGGAAACUGACAUGCCUACAAUAGACCAACAUUCUUGCUCCAGUAUUUAUCAGCCAUUUAACUCGUAUGAAACUAUUCACUGUCAUAUGCAGAACAUGUGCAAAGAAUAGUUGUAUGUAAAUUCUUGUGUCAGGUACGCCUAUAUCUAAACUGCCGUGUAGAUUACUUUGGGGACCUUGAUUCAAUAACUUACUGUAUCUACACGUCACAGCUCAUGAGCCAAUUCAGCUAUAAAAUUUGCAGCAGUGCCUGUCUUUUUGAAGAAUUUAAUACUGCUCAAUAUUCCAUCCCAGACCGCAUCGUAAAUCUCCUCUUGUACCAAUCUGUUCCUUUCACCUACCGAUUCCUCCAUACUGUGUAAAGGAGUGAACUAAAUUGUUUUUAAGAACCUGAAGUUUAAUCAAUAAGUUAGAACUAAAGAAUAAACCAAUCCUUAAUUGUCAACUCUGAAUAAAUGAGCUAAUAUAACAAAAAAAACGUAUAUAGCUGAGCAUCAUCAGUAGCACAGUGGAGAACCCUAUAAAAUCAUUUCUCAGAAAAACAGGAAACCAUAUCUUGAAAUGGACACAUACUAGUAGGUAAAGAGUCCUGUCAUAUCGCUCGCUGUACUGCUAGCAAGCAACUGAUUCUUUUGGCAAGAAAAACAGAUUAAGAAAGACAAGUGUGAGGGGCUGGGGAUAUUUUUAUGACUGAGAACAGGAAAAUCAGAUGGUAUGAACAGAAAGUACCCAUAGGGCUGCUUGUUCUUGCAAUCUUCCGAUUGGCUACCUAACCAUUAGUAUAUGGCAGAAAAUAAAUUAUAACCAUUUUUAAUCACUCUAAGUUUUUAAAACAUAAUGUAAUCUGCUAAAAUGCAUUCCACAAUCUUUUUAUGCAUCAUUUUGUGUGACCUUUGAACUCAAGUGAUCCUGUCUGAUGAGGCUGGUUCAUGCUUCCCACUUCCAUGAAAGUUGUUCUGGUUUGACCAUUGGAAAAUAUUGCGUGUCUCUCUCCUUUUGAUCCAGCACUAGGCCUCUGUGUAGUACAGUAUGUGUGCUAUUUUGUGCAAGUUGAAUUGUUAAAUUUGAUUAGUGUAUCAAAGAAUUAAGGGUAGGAGAGACUGAGUGGCCAGUUAUUUACUAUAAAAAUAUAAUUUGUUGUUUUAGUUUUGUUGAUGGCAGUUCUGCUGAUCUUCAGUGAUCUUAUUUUAUAAGAUAACAAAAGAUCAAAUUACUUUACAUAAAUGUUCAAUUUUGUAGAUAGACCAUCAAACUUAAUUUGUGUAAGAUAAUUUUCACAAAAGACCACAGAUUUCACAUCCCAACUUGAACAAACUAUCUAGAAACGAACAUCCAAUUUAUUUACAAAGACCAUUACAACUUUUGAGAGAGUGGGCAAAUGCUGCUGUAAAGGAAUUAAUGUAUGUAUUAAAUCUGCCAUUAAAUGUAUUAAUUUGGACAUGUUCUCUUAGGGUGCACUGAAUUGAAUUUGCAACAAUUCAUUGCAUUGCAUUUUAUUUAUACCUCUAUGAGAAAUUGAUUUUCCUUAUGCAAAAAAACUUUUCAUAUAAACUUUCAGUCAUGAUUUUUUAAAAUUAUUUUUUGCUUGUGAAUUGGUAAGGUGAAACCUUGCAGCAGAAUCCUUUGUUUUGUACCACUAAUAUCUUUUGUAAUAUGUAUUUGGUUGUGUUUUGUAAAUCACGUUUUAUAAGAUAUUUUAUAUGUAAUGCCAGGCAAGUUUGUUGCUGUCUAUUUCAAAUCAAAUAAAUAGCUUUUAUUUUAAAAAAAA